Molecule: messenger RNA, 2512 nt
Organism: Thalassophryne amazonica
Lineage: Eukaryota; Metazoa; Chordata; Actinopteri; Batrachoidiformes; Batrachoididae
Gene: kcnk3b
Product: potassium channel, subfamily K, member 3b
Exons: 2
Coding region: 805-2106 (433 amino acids)
Biological process (GO): potassium ion transmembrane transport; stabilization of membrane potential
Cellular component (GO): membrane
Molecular function (GO): open rectifier potassium channel activity; potassium ion leak channel activity
Source: RefSeq, a predicted model, not a curated record
CAGUAUUAAUGAAAUGGAGUCAGUCCGAUCUAGACAUAAAACACAAAGAUGCAUUCAUAAUUUUGUUUCAUACUUGGAAGUCUCAUCCAUUCCUUCCUAAACAAAUUUUUAGAAAAUGGAUUUUUUUCUCUUUUUUUUUUCUUUUUUUUUUGCAUCCAAUGCAAUUGUCAAAGGUGCGAGCACUCUGAAGCUUGACGGAUAACAAUGUUUCAAUGAGCAGAGCUGUAAAAAAGUGUACUCUUCCUGUAACAUUCUUGCCUCAUGACAUCACAAAGAUCUGAUGGUGGGGGAGUCAGAAUUCUGUCCUCUGUCAGUUGGUGGAUAACAGCUGGGAAUUAUUACCCUGGUAGAGGUAUGCACACUUCUAGUUUGAACUCACUGACUUGGUUCUCAUAAUAUUACCAUAAAAAUUUUUUUUUUGCAAUCACUCUAAUGUAUUUUGUGUGUAAUAUUUUAUUUUCGUAGCCCUGCAGCCUGCUCGAUGCCUAAAGGAUGUGCCUUUUAAAUAUUUACCUACUGUAAGGGUGCUUAUUGUAUGGGUUGCUAGACAACUUGUGAAACCAGUAGAUCUCGUCUGUUUAAAUAGCCACUGGGCAAACAUUUUAUCUGUGAAUGAACACGUGAAGGUUGCACACUACUUCUUGUUGGUGGCGGGGGGAGCUGAACUAACUGCUGCAGAGUGGCUCUUCUCUGAAAUGAUGAUGGGGAGCGUGCGGAGCAGAAGGUGGGAUUGCCCUGUGUGUCUGUUCUGCACAGUCUAAAUAUACGCCGGUGACAAAUAGUCCAAAUAGCAACCCAACUGUGAUGUGGGGGUGGCGGCACAGAGAAGAGCUCCGUCUCCAAACUCGACACUGUCGAAUCCUGCAUCCAUCGAGGAGGGUCGCAGAGAGUCUGAGCUCCCUCCCGCAAACUUCAAACCUCCACUGCGGCUCGAUGAUGAAGAGGCAAAACGCCAGGACUCUUGCCCUCAUCAUCAGCAUCCUCACCUACCUGGUGGUCGGUGCAGCUGUCUUUGACACGCUGGAGUCAAAACAGGAAAAAAGUCACAAAAGGAGGCUCGAGGCCAGGAAAUAUGAACUUAUGCGCAAAUUUAAUCUGACCAAAGAGAACUACAACGAGCUGGAGCAGGUGGUUCUGCACCUCAAACCUCACAAAGCGGGAGUCCAGUGGAAAUUCGCCGGCUCCUUUUACUUCGCCAUCACUGUGAUUACGACAAUAGGUUAUGGUCAUGCAUCCCCCAGCACAGACUCAGGGAAAGUAUUCUGCAUGUUCUACGCCCUCCUGGGGAUCCCGCUUACCCUGGUGAUGUUCCAGAGCCUUGGGGAGCGCAUCAACACUUUUGUCAGGUACCUGCUGCACCAAGCCAAGAAGUGCCUGGGAUUGCGUCAAACGGAGGUCUCCAUGGCAAACAUGGUGACAGUGGGCUUCUUCUCCUGCAUGAGCACCCUGUGUGUGGGGGCUGUGGCGUUCUCCCACUGCGAGGGAUGGAGCUUCCUCCAUGCCUUCUAUUACUGCUUCAUUACGCUCACCACUAUUGGGUUUGGCGAUUACGUGGCCCUACAGAAGGACAACGCCCUGCACAACGACCCCCGAUAUGUAGCUUUCUGCUUCAUCUACAUCCUAACGGGCUUGACGGUGAUUGGGGCCUUCCUCAACCUCGUGGUGCUUCGGUUCCUGACCAUGAACACUGAGGACGAGCGGAGAGACGCUAAGCAGAAAGCUCUGCUCUCCAGCAAUAAGCCCAGAGGAGAGGUGACUCGACUAAUCCCCGUCCCUGCCUCAGCCACCUCCACGCCAGAUGAUACCGCGAAGGCGAAAGAUUUCAAACGCGUCUACACUGAAGUGCUUCAUUUCCAGACAAUAUGCUCCUGCCUGUGGUACAGGAGCAAGGAAAAGCUGCAAGGCGCCAUACCCACCACGGUCCCUCACAAGCUGACGUUCUCCGAUGCCUACUUGCAACAAAGCAGUAAUUGUCUUCACUACAUGGAGCCUGGAUCAACAGGCUGUGUGUGCAGUCCACGUCAGUGCACGAGUAUAAGCUCCAUAACAACGGGCCUACACAUUUUCUCUCCAUUCAGGGUGUUUAAGAGACGCAGCUCCGUCUAGCCUUUCAAAAGCAGCAGAUUACAACACGGCGUAAUACUGCCAAGUGCACCUGAGACUCCUCACAGCCAAAAUGUUUGUGGUGCUAUAAACUCAAUAAUACAACAGUACACAGAACACUGUAAACACCAACCAACUCAUACUCAAAUGGGCAUUUGACAAAGUGCAGCAUGCCUUUAUUUUGAACUGAGGAUGUGCAUUCAGAGGCCCCCCGCCCCCCACCCACCCCACGUCAGAGUCAUCUUAUGCCAAGUGAACAGACGAGGGAGCAAUAAAAUGUCCAAACAAAAUAAACGAUGCACAACAGCUCAGCAGCAUAUCCCAACUUUGUUGAUUUUGUUGUGAAUGUCAGAGGUGAUGAUUCAUCCCAUUUCUUAAAGUCGCAGACGGCUGAAUGUUUUCUCAUGUA